Lynx canadensis (Canada lynx) is the source of this 4923-nucleotide messenger RNA. RefSeq names its product ST3 beta-galactoside alpha-2,3-sialyltransferase 2 (gene ST3GAL2). The transcript is spliced from 7 exons. Bases 1499 to 2551 code for a protein of 350 amino acids. Lineage: Eukaryota; Metazoa; Chordata; Mammalia; Carnivora; Felidae. Gene Ontology annotation, molecular function: beta-galactoside (CMP) alpha-2,3-sialyltransferase activity. The record is from RefSeq and is a predicted model, not a curated record.
AGAUCAGUCCAGAAAGCCACUAGAUGAGGACCUGGAUUGGCAGCUAGCACAUGGCACACUUAGUUCUGACAAGUGUCUGAGCAGGCAAGGGGCAGACUGGCAACAGGAUAUAGUGGGUCAUAAGGGGACAAGAAAAGAAGGGAGGGAGGAAAUGGAAAACUAAGUAGAUAGGGUCCAGGUGAGACAUAAUGAAAGCUGGAAUUUGGCAGUAAGAAUGGAAAAGAAGAGACUGAUUCUAGAGAGAUUGUGAAAGUAGAUCUCGUCUUGUGGAACAGCCACUUGAUUGGCUGGGGUUGGACAUUUCAGUACCUGGGUGAUGAGGUCGGUCCCUUUAGCAGACACAGAGAGGUCAGGAGGAGGAAGAGUUUGCAGGAGAAGAUGAUGUGGCCUUACUUUGGAGGAGCUGCACAGAGGAUGCUGAUGGCAUGUCUGGAACCCUGGGUCAUGCUGCGGCAGCUUGGCGCCUGACGAGAGCGAGGGGGAACCUGCCAGGGGAUUACUGCUAGCGAGAGCUAACAGCAGGACAGCAGGCCUCAGGGGAGUGGGGAUGGGCAGAGCAGCCUGUGAGGCUGGGCCAGCAGCACCAAGGAGGCCUGGGCCCUGGCAGGGAGCUCGGCACACGCUCAGCUGACCCAGACGGCAUUCACAGUAGAUCCCCACUGAGCAGCAGCUGUCCCCAGGCCCUGGAGGACCUCUCAGCAGGAGCAGGAGCUCUGUGAGCCCCUCUUCGACCACAGUUGGGGCUGUGACCAUUGGGAGAAGGGAGCAGCGCCUUGAAUGGGAAGCGGAAGGGCAGAACCUAAUGCAAGGAGGAUCUUGGUCUCUGCAGGCGAGUUUUCUGACACCCACAGAGCUUCCUGGGUUUCUUCUCUCAAGACUGGGGCAUCGUUCCCUCCCCUGGUGAAGGGUUUGGCCCAGGAGGGCCAGCUGAGGUGGGGACAACUCUUGGAUGGAAUCCAGACCACUUGAAGCUCAUGUGCUCUCUGCUGUGAUUGAGGUUCAAAGGCUUCCCCACUGCAGGGGACGAGGGGCCGCCUCCGUGUCUGCUCAUGAACCACAAGGACUCCGAAUGCUCCAGACUGGACCGUUUCGAGCCACCAAAGAGGGGGGCCCCCGGAGCUGGCAGCCAGCAACCCCAAGGGACUAGAGGGCUGGGAUGGACUGACCUGCCCCUCACCAGGGCAGUGGGAGAAUCAGAGCCUCUGUGGCCCAGCUAGUGACAGAGAGACCUGAUGAAGCCAUAAGCAGGGGCCCGAGUGGCCCAGGGACAGGGGAGCCACUCCUGCCUACGUGCUUUCUCCUUGCGUAGAGGGAGGGUGUGGUGAGGGACCCCUGCCUCUGUCCCCUCCUCAGCACGUGCCCCUAUGCCCUUUGCACGUGGUGCCAGAAGAGGCAGGCUACGCUGUGGCUGGCCCAUCAGUGGGCUGGGAAAGGAGUGGCCACGGUGACACCCCACUGCCCACCAGGCUGGUGGUCUGGCCCCCCGGGGCGCCAAACCAUGAAGUGCUCCCUACGGGUGUGGUUCCUCUCUGUGGCCUUCCUGCUGGUGUUCAUCAUGUCACUGCUCUUCACCUACUCCCACCACAGCAUGGCCACCUUGCCCUACCUGGAUUCGGGGACCCUGGGUGGGACCCACCGGGUGAAGCUGGUGCCUGGCUAUGCUGGCCUGCAGCGCCUCAGCAAGGAGGGGCUCCCCGGCAAGAGCUGUGCCUGCCGCCGCUGCAUGGGUGACACUGGAGCCUCUGACUGGUUCGAUAGCCACUUCAACAGCAACAUUUCCCCUGUGUGGACCCGAGAGAAUAUGGAUCUGCCUCCAGAUGUCCAGAGGUGGUGGAUGAUGCUGCAGCCCCAGUUCAAGUCACACAAUACCAACGAGGUACUGGAGAAGCUGUUCCAGAUAGUGCCAGGCGAGAACCCCUACCGCUUCCGGGACCCCCACCAGUGCCGGCGCUGUGCCGUGGUGGGGAACUCAGGCAACCUGCGGGGCUCUGGCUACGGUCCGGAUGUGGAUGGGCACAACUUCAUCAUGAGGAUGAAUCAGGCGCCAACCGUGGGCUUUGAACAGGAUGUUGGCAGCCGAACCACUCAUCAUUUCAUGUACCCCGAGAGUGCCAAGAACCUGCCCGCCAAUGUCAGCUUUGUGUUGGUGCCCUUCAAAGCCCUGGACCUCCUCUGGAUUGCCAGCGCUUUGUCCACGGGGCAGAUCCGAUUCACCUAUGCACCAGUGAAGUCUUUCCUUCGAGUGGACAAAGAAAAGGUUCAGAUCUACAACCCAGCCUUCUUCAAGUAUAUCCACGACCGGUGGACAGAGCAUCACGGGCGGUACCCUUCUACAGGGAUGCUGGUGCUCUUCUUUGCCCUGCAUGUGUGUGAUGAGGUGAACGUGUACGGGUUCGGGGCCGACAGCCGGGGCAACUGGCACCACUACUGGGAGAAUAACCGGUACGCGGGCGAGUUCCGGAAGACGGGGGUGCACGACGCCGACUUCGAGGCCCAUAUCAUCGACAUGCUGGCCAAGGCCAGCAAGAUCGAGGUCUACCGAGGAAAUUGAACCCGCGACCCUUCCGGGCCAGGCGCGAACCUAGGGCGCUGGCUCCUAGCCGGGACUCCAGGCCAGCCGGAGGGCGGUGGCCUCGGCGUGGGCACGGCGCCCCAUUGGGCGUUUCCAGGUCCUAGGAGCGACGUCAGGGCGCGGUCUGGACUAAUCAUGCUGCAAGUCCAGCGAACGCUGGCUGUCCCUCGCCAAUCAUGAGACUGGGGACUAGCCGGCCAGGCACCAAUCAGCGCUGCAGUCGAAGCGGAGGAUUUUUUUUUUUUUUUUUUCUCCCAGCCAAUCAUGCGACUCAAGGAGAACUGCCGGCACUGGGCCCGUCUCUUCCAAUCAAUGGCCUUCGGAGGCGGGCCGGCGGCCGCUGAAUCCCCUCUCCCCUAUGCUUUGGGUAGAAUUUUAUCUCACGCUUUUUAAGGAACAGAGGUUGGUUCCGGCCUCAGUGAGGUACUUUCCUCAGUGUCUGUAGGAGCAUUGCUCGCCGCUCGUCGACCUCACUCGGUCAGGGGCGCCGAGAAGGAGACGGUGGGGAAGGUGCGGGGCAGCGGCGGCUCGGCUUCCCUUGCCGGGGCUGGUGGGGGGCGGGGAUGUCCCUCUUGACCUCCGGGUGGGCGGUGGGGCGUUAGCCGUUCCUAUAUGGUGGUCUAGGGGAGAUCAGAUGGUUUCCGGGGAGCGCGCCUUCAUCCCAGGGUAAAAGCUGGAGCCCUCUCAAACCUCUUCAGGCUCAAGAGAAUUUUGGACCCCACAUUUCCUUUUUCUGUCAGGCCCAGAUGGGUGAGUGUAAACCCACCAAAGAAAUGCAGUGGCUUGUGGGUCCCCUCCUCUUUCUCCCCAUCCCCACCUUUGGCCACCCUAUGGACUGGCCUUUCUGACCAGGGCAUUUAGCAUCUCACCAGAAAACUAGAACUGUAUUCACCCGUUGCUAACGGGCGGAAUUCUCCUAGGGCCUAACUCUGGAACACAGGUGUAAGGAACACGGCAGGGGACAAGGAAGCCCAGUCACUUCAGAUGUAAGGUGCUUCUCACUCUCGUGUACUCUCGGCCCCUACUGUUCACCCAAAACCUUUUCAGUGGCUCUUCUUAGGCCCUGGGCCUCCUCACCAGCCUACCUGUCCUGAAAAAAAAUCAAAACUUGCCCUGGGGGUUGGGGGCACUGUUGCAUCUUCACUCCCUUCCCCCCGCCCCCCUACCGCCCUCUCGCGCGAAUAAUCGAGCGCGCGCACACACUCGCGCGCGUUUGGCCUGCUCUAGGGAGAGGGAGCAACACGUGGGAAAGAAGGCUGGAGAUGGGGAACCCAGCUUGCCUGGUGCAUGCACCUUCUUCCUUCAUCCAUCACCCCAAAGAGGAGUAGGAAACCUUUGCUUGGGGGUGGAAUUUGCUUUGGUCUCGUAAUUUAAUUAACUUGAGGUUACCAGGGAUGGCUGACCAACAAAGAUUUUUUUAAAACUCUACGUUGGCCAUGCAAAUAGCUGGGAUUCUAGCUGGGGAGGAGUAGACUUGCCCGCUUGCAUGCCUCCUCUCCUGCCCUUGUGUCCCCUCUCCCCCAUGCUCACUUCCUGCCUCCUUACUCUAACCCACUUUCCAUUUCCAAAUCUAGAAGGGCAGGGAAACCAGCAAACGGGUUACAACUGGAAUUUACCUGCAUGACUGAACCCAGCUAAAGCUCUGACAGGAAGCUGUUGAUGGUAUUAUCACCUUACAAGGUUGGGGAAAUUCGGAGGGGGGAAAGGGCUUCUGUGAAGUUUCCAAACUACUAAUAGGAUCCCCCUUCCCAACAGUGAGGAACACAAAUACCACCCUUUAUCUUAGUGAGUUGAUACCACCAAGCAGCCUCCUGGCCAUUGGUGUAGUUCCUGCAGCUGGCUGGGGGAACAGGGACCAGCAGGGAGUAUUUUAGAAGAGGAUUGGGGCAGGGCAGUGGGCACCCCUAAAAGUUAAUAUAUUGAGAACGUAGUUAGAGUCUGUUCUUUUCCAAUUCCAAAAGUAGGAGGAGUAGAGCAUGAGGGUGGAUUUGGGGGGCCUUUAGUGGAAUGCCUCUCUCAGGGCCUACCCCAUCAUUUUAGAGAGUCAAGGCACCAGCCAUUCUUGCCAGUCUCAGCUCAGUGCUUCCUGAAGAGGCAGUUUGGAGUGUUUAGAAGAUGAAAAAAAAAUGCGAUUAUGCCAAACAGUAUUGAGCAGAAUAAUUUAUUUCUUUUCUGUUCCUUUUUCUUUUUGUUUUGUUUUGUUUAAAACGUUAAUAAAUCCCCUUUCUGGAAGAGGUAGGUCCCAGCAUCCAGCCCAGAUCUCCUUUUCUGCAAUAGUUAUUUAAACAAAUGUUUUUUUAUUUUCUUCCCUUUCUCUCUCUUUCUGAAUUAAAAAGAACAAAAGAACUAUA